AUGCCAUCGUAUGCUAAUAUAUAGUCCUUUUCAGACAUUUACUUUUCCUCUAAUUUUUUGCCUUUUUCAGUCGCAGUGACGUGAAAGCUCUGCUAGAAAGUUUGGACACGGAUAAAUCGGGCACCGUCAGUGCCAAGGAGUUCCUUACUGCUUUCCGCGGAAUGGGCAUAAGUGAAGCUGAUUUGAAGGAAUUUAUCAAAUCGGUUGACAAAAAUGGUGAUGGCGAAUUGGAUAUUGAUGAACUGGCUGACUAUAUCUCCAAAAGAAAAUAA
Molecule: messenger RNA, 272 nt
Organism: Spirometra erinaceieuropaei
Lineage: Eukaryota; Metazoa; Platyhelminthes; Cestoda; Diphyllobothriidea; Diphyllobothriidae
Source: the annotation of a GenBank genome assembly